Molecule: messenger RNA, 1455 nt
Organism: Penicillium daleae
Lineage: Eukaryota; Fungi; Ascomycota; Eurotiomycetes; Eurotiales; Aspergillaceae
Product: glycosyl hydrolase family 79 C-terminal domain-containing protein
Exons: 6
Coding region: 1-1455 (484 amino acids)
Source: RefSeq, a predicted model, not a curated record
AUGUGGGGUGUAGCAGCUGCAGACCUGGCCUUUACUGUUCCAUCGUCGCCGCCAUCGAAUUCCAGUGGACAACUCGGAGCGGCCCCGGUUGGUGUCUCUCUGGAAUUCUUUACUUUCCCGGCGUAUAUGGACAACGUUGCGGCAACUACAACCUGUCUCCAGAACUUGAAAGACUUGACCGGAACCUGGCCACCUCUUCGAAUUGGAGGCACGACUCAGGAUCGAGCCACUUAUGACCCAACCUUGACUUCAGCAGUCAGCUAUACCGUCGCCAGCUCUACAGACGCCCCGACUUCACUCACUUAUGGGCCGUCAUUCAUUUCACUUGCUGCAAGCUACGGCGGAGAAAUCAUUCUCGGCUUAAACCGUCGUCUGAACAACAUCUCCAACACUAUUACUGCAGCUAAGCUUGCUCAAAGCGAAGCAAGUAACCUGUAUGCCAUCGAGCUAGGCAAUGAGCCAAACUGUAAAGUUCAAAUUUUCCCUCAUCAAAGUCCAGAUGCUAAUUCGGCUAUCCCCGCAGUCUACACCAGCAGUGACCCAAUUGCUGGCGGCGCAUCGUGGACCGCUGCCGCAGACUAUGCCUCCCAGGUCAAGUGGCAGGAUGAAGUCUGUGGUAACUUGUCGGCAACCGAUAAAAUUUCAGCCGGAGUGUACUUUGGCACCUCGCCCAUGAGCAUUUCCGGGCUGACUGCCGUUGAAGGAAGCGCAAAUAAUUACGUGAAGUCAUAUUGCUCUCACAAUUAUCCCCAGUCAGCCAGCACCGCCAAUCUGGCAACUCUCAUGGGACAUAGCAGCAUUGCGUCUCAGAUUAGUGGAUAUUCUUCCGAAAUUACCGCGGCUACUAAUGAGGGUAAACCGCAUAUCUUUGGAGAAACGAACUCCGCGACUCAAGGUGGAGGUGGUAUCAGCCCAACCUUUGGAGCAGCUCUUUGGAUUCUUGACUACGUUAUGCAGACCCUGGUCAUGGGCACAAAGGCUCUUUAUUUCCACCAAGGUACCAUUGGAAACUGCCAGUAUUGUUGGUGGGGUAGAUAUGACAUGGGCGCCCCCUACUACGGCGCCUAUUUCGCAACCAUGGCCCUAGCCGAUGCUGAUCAAAUCGCACCACUGGACAGCCAUACUACCGCGUAUGCAGCUUACGCUAUCUACAAGUCUGGCGCUCCCGUCAGAGUCCUGCUGUAUAACUCCGACUACUACACCAGCGGAACGCGUUCCUCGCAGACAUACGUUCUCUCCGGGCUGUCUUCGUCAAGCGUCACGGCGAAGCGUCUCACGGCCCCGUAUGCCACUUCUCGAGUUGACCAAGGUAGCAAUCCCACUGUUGCGGGCCAAACUUUUGUAAAUGGAACCUGCGCUAUUCAGGGUACUCAGAGUAUUGAGACGGCUACUGUCUCCAGUGGGAAGGCAACAUUCACGGUGGCUGCGUCAGAGGCUCUCUUGGUGUAUCUGUGA